This is a messenger RNA of Dipodomys ordii (Ord's kangaroo rat), 2439 nucleotides long. It is a transcript of the gene Mettl14, whose product is annotated as methyltransferase like 14. The record is from RefSeq and is a predicted model, not a curated record. Gene Ontology annotation, molecular function: mRNA binding. NCBI's taxonomy places the organism in Eukaryota, Metazoa, Chordata, Mammalia, Rodentia, Heteromyidae. Gene Ontology annotation, cellular component: nucleus; RNA N6-methyladenosine methyltransferase complex. The transcript has 11 exons. The coding region runs from base 130 to 1503 and encodes 457 amino acids.
GGCCAAGAGAAACGACCCUGCUCCGAGUUGCCGGUGAGCGCGGUGCUCCGCAGGCCCGGAAGAAGGCGCUCGGCGUUUAUUCGCCUGUUACGAGUUUUCGGGGUAGUGAAAAAAUAUACGAGCUGGGACAUGGAUAGUCGCUUGCAGGAGAUCCGGGAGCGACAGAAGUUACGGCGACAACUCCUGGCUCAGCAGUUGGGAGCUGAAAGUGCAGACAGCAUUGGUGCUGUGUUAAAUAGCAAAGAUGAACAGAGAGAAAUUGCUGAAACACGAGAAACUUGCAGGGCUUCCUAUGAUACCUCUGCUCCAAAUGCAAAACGUAAGUGUUUGGAUGAAGGAGAGACAGAUGAGGACAAAGUGGAAGAAUAUUCAAAGGAUGAACUAGAAAUGCAGCAGGAAGAGGAAAAUUUGCCAUAUGAAGAAGAAAUUUACAAAGAUUCUAGUACUUUUCUUAAGGGAACACAGAGCUUAAAUCCCCAUAAUGACUACUGCCAGCACUUUGUAGAUACUGGACAUAGACCUCAGAAUUUCAUCAGGGAUGUAGGUUUAGCUGACAGAUUUGAAGAAUAUCCCAAACUAAGGGAACUCAUCAGGCUAAAAGAUGAGUUAAUAGCUAAGUCUAAUACCCCUCCGAUGUAUUUACAAGCAGACAUAGAAGCCUUUGAUAUUCGAGAAUUAACACCCAAAUUUGAUGUGAUACUUCUGGAACCUCCUUUAGAAGAAUAUUACAGGGAGACUGGCAUCACAGCUAAUGAAAAGUGCUGGACUUGGGAUGAUAUUAUGAAAUUAGAGAUAGAUGAGAUUGCAGCACCUCGAUCAUUUAUAUUUCUCUGGUGUGGUUCUGGGGAAGGAUUGGACCUUGGAAGAGUGUGUUUACGUAAGUGGGGUUACAGAAGAUGUGAAGAUAUUUGUUGGAUUAAAACCAACAAAAAUAAUCCUGGAAAGACUAAGACUCUAGAUCCAAAGGCUGUUUUCCAAAGAACGAAGGAGCACUGCCUUAUGGGGAUCAAAGGAACUGUGAAGAGAAGCACAGAUGGGGACUUCAUCCAUGCUAAUGUCGACAUCGACUUAAUUAUUACAGAAGAACCCGAAAUUGGCAAUAUAGAGAAGCCUGUAGAGAUUUUUCAUAUAAUUGAGCAUUUCUGUCUUGGCAGAAGACGUCUUCAUCUGUUUGGGAGAGAUAGUACAAUUCGGCCAGGCUGGCUUACCGUUGGACCAACACUUACAAAUAGCAACUACAAUGCGGAAACAUAUGCAUCCUAUUUCAGUGCCCCUAAUUCCUACUUGACUGGGUGUACAGAAGAAAUAGAGAGACUGCGACCAAAGUCCCCUCCUCCCAAAUCAAAGUCUGAUCGGGGUGGUGGUGCUCCCAGAGGCGGAGGGAGAGGAGGGACUUCUGCUGGCCGGGGUCGAGAAAGAAAUCGGUCCAACUUCCGAGGAGAAAGAGGAGGUUUUAGGGGUGGCCGAGGAGGAGCACACAGAGGUGGCUUUCCCCCUCGAUAAAUUGUAAAGACUGGUCUCUAGUAAUGUUCCUCUCAACUUCCUCAUGAGGUGCUUACUUUCACUCUCAGUUCCAACUUGCUUUAGCUUUUCUGUGCAGCCAGGAAUAUUUCAGCAAGCUCCCUUGCAGUUGACACGCACACGGUCCAAUUCUGUACGACAGAACUGGAUGGUCCUUAGGCUGAGUCUGCCUUGGGUGUGUAACUGAAUGAGAUGCAGCAACACAAGUAGCUUCAGAGACUGAAGUUAUCUUGAUCUCAGUGAAGGUGUUUACUUUUUAGAAAGAGUGAAAAGUGCCAAAGAUCUUUCUGAGGUGUCGUGCAAACUCACACAGGCAGGAGUCAUAACGUGUGCUGUCCCCACACAUGGAAACUGGAAGCCUCGGCUGAAUGGAGUUGGGCCCAACGGGAAGCUUUUGUCGGGUUUUAAACUGUCUUUAUUGAAACAAUAAAAAGAAGCACACUUCUUUUUUCUCCCUUUCAUGAAAAUUUUAGUAAGUACAAAUGUGAUUUGAGAACCAAAGACAUUGACAGGACGAAAUCCCCUUCCAGCUGUGAAUGUGAGGCGGAGCUCCCACUAGCAGUGAAGGGAGAAGUACGAUUUUGUAGGCAGACUUUGGAAUGAAAGCUUGUUCUCAUGCCCUCACUGGUGUAGCUGCAGAUGUCCUACCCAUCCUUUGCAGGCAAGGGGACAGAUGUCAUAGUAAGACUGCUGUGGACUUGAACUUGGAGGAGAGCAGGCCAGUCCUCUCAUUUUCUCAAAAGUAAGAUGCAGCAAUAGGUAUCUGAAUAUCAGGUGUUUGGUUUAAACAUUUUGGGGAAUAUUGGGUAAUGAGGUCAUGACAUAAAUCUUUUAACAUGUUACUAAAAAAUUCAUGUACCUUGGCAUCUCUGGUUUAUGCCUGUAAUCCUAGCUACUCAGGAGGCUGAGAUCUGAGGA